CUUUGAGUUGGUGCAAGUGUCUUGCGCUCGAAAGACUGAAGUCGAAAGUUCGAGAAAUCGACGUUCGAUUCUGUCUAUUUAUGCUCCCUUCUUUCCGGUUUGCAUCGACGCACGAGCAGACAGUAAAAAUGGAAAACGACGCAGGAGAAUUCGUUGACUUGUACUGCCCAAGGAAAUGCUCUGCGAGCAACCGUAUCAUCCACGCCAAGGAUCAUGCUUCUAUCCAAAUGGCAUUAGCUGAUGUUGACCCAACCACGGGACGCAUGACAGACACCUACAAAAUGUAUGCUAUCUGUGGAGCUAUCCGUCGCAUGGGUGAAUCUGAUGACUGCAUUGUUCGUCUUGGAAAGAAAGAUGGAAUUUUGGCGAAAAACUAUUAAUUUAAAGAAAUGAAAAAAUAAAUUUUUUAAAAAUA
Nasonia vitripennis (jewel wasp) is the source of this 415-nucleotide messenger RNA. It is a transcript of the gene RpS21, whose product is annotated as 40S ribosomal protein S21. NCBI's taxonomy places the organism in Eukaryota, Metazoa, Arthropoda, Insecta, Hymenoptera, Pteromalidae. Gene Ontology annotation, molecular function: structural constituent of ribosome. Gene Ontology annotation, cellular component: cytosolic small ribosomal subunit; ribosome. The record is from RefSeq and is a predicted model, not a curated record. The coding region runs from base 81 to 380 and encodes 99 amino acids. The transcript has 4 exons. Gene Ontology annotation, biological process: endonucleolytic cleavage in ITS1 to separate SSU-rRNA from 5.8S rRNA and LSU-rRNA from tricistronic rRNA transcript (SSU-rRNA, 5.8S rRNA, LSU-rRNA); endonucleolytic cleavage to generate mature 3'-end of SSU-rRNA from (SSU-rRNA, 5.8S rRNA, LSU-rRNA); translation.